Messenger RNA from Mizuhopecten yessoensis (Yesso scallop), 1394 nucleotides. RefSeq names its product dynein light chain 4, axonemal-like. Gene Ontology annotation, cellular component: dynein complex. The record is from RefSeq and is a predicted model, not a curated record. NCBI's taxonomy places the organism in Eukaryota, Metazoa, Mollusca, Bivalvia, Pectinida, Pectinidae. Gene Ontology annotation, molecular function: dynein light intermediate chain binding; dynein intermediate chain binding. The coding region runs from base 92 to 409 and encodes 105 amino acids. Gene Ontology annotation, biological process: microtubule-based process. The transcript is spliced from 3 exons.
UACUGCUUGGUAACCACCAUUUGGAUAGCUUCAUUGCCAACAUAUCGGAAACUUCAAUCACGUUUUAACGAAAGAAAAGAAAAAUACAAAGAUGGGAGAGGUGGUAGAAGAAAAGAAGGAGCCUGACUCCAAACGUGUGCAUACAUAUCCCCUUAUAAGACAUUCAGACAUGAAUGACGAGAUGAAGACAGAAGCUAUGGAAUUAUGUGUAACAGCCUGUGAGAAGUUUUCCAGUAAUAACGAGACUGCAGCAAGGAUGAUCAAAGAAACAAUGGAUAAAAAAUUUGGAGCAUCAUGGCAUGCGAUAGUGGGAGAAGGCUAUGGAUUUGAAAUCACACAUGAAGUGAAGAACUUGCUAUACAUGUUCUUUGGAGGAAAUAUGGCAAUUAUGAUCUGGAAAUGUUCAUAGACUAGCAUUCAUUCACUUCAUCAUCCAAACACAUCAAAGCCAUAUAAAAAGUCUUCAUGUGGAAACACUCCAACAGAUGUGUGAGGAAACAUACUCAGAUCUGACAAAUUCAAGUUGAAUUCCUUGUUGGAUAUAAUAUAAUGUUAAAAACACUAAAUUUUGACAAUAAAAUGUAUCUUACCAAAAUAACUAAAGAAGAAAAUUACGUAGAUAGUGAAAAAUUCUGAAACCUUUUUUUUUUCGCUGCAGAACUGUUGCAAAUCAUUACUUGUGUGUAUCCGAAACACAGAAGUGACAAUUUAAAAUCACUUGUUUUCAUGCAAUAGACACGUUAUCUUUACUAUUGGUAUCUCAAAAUGUGGUGAUAAGUCUCUGUCUCUGGGAAUAGCAACUUAAACAGUACUGUAAUUCAGAAAGAGCAUUGUUGUCACGACAUUCAUUUAACCCUUUCAACCCUAUGUAACUGUAGCAGACUCUACCAUGCAUUGAUCUGGAUGAGUCCAUUAUGUUCUACAGUGGUGAAAGGGUUAACAGUUAAAGCUAUACAUGCCAAAAUUAAUAAAAAUAAAAACCAUGUUUAUCUCGGUACGGUGGGACCAAUCUUUUGAUAAAUAUAUUGAUGACUUAAAAGAACACAAGAGAAACCAUUAGGAUUUAUAAGAUGGGUAUUCUUUGUAUUUUAUAUACAUUCCUGACUCAGCUAAAUAUCAACUGUGUGCUAUCAAUUCUGGUCUCUCGAUUAUAAACACGUUGAUCUGAUUCUAUGAUAAAGGAUCUACUGUAACAGCUUAGUGUUGUGUAUUAGUCAUGAGCUACAGCAGCCUGUAUCUCUGAGACUUUGUAAGAAAUACACGUUGUCUGUACAAACUUUAAUUGUUUGCAGACUAAAAUGUUUGUUUUACUACUUAUAGAAUAAUAUCAAGUUAAACUUCUACUGUAAAUAUCAAAUAUGUAUAUUGAAUAAAAAUUAUACUAUGGUAUUUUU